AUGAUCAAUUUCAAUCCUAUCGCCAACGAUGAUGCCACUAACUUUGGAUCGCCAACUACUCCACUAACCAAAUCCGAUAUGGCUUCACAAGAUGAUUAUGAAAUUGUCGCAUCACCAAGCACACCAUCUCGCAAGAAGACCGCCACUCCCAAGAACCCUCUUCGUCAACGAUUGAGUGAAAAUCCUUCGUUUGAAUCUGCAGUUUCUGUUCACGGUCUCGCUAAAGUUCAAGCUGCUGGCAGUAUUGGUCUUCAACGAUAUCUCGAUCGACAAGCUCGUAGUCUUCCUCGCACAUCCAAUAUUCCCCUUCAAUUGGCUCCGAGUCCUCGCAACGGUACCAUGGAUCUUCCCUUACUGCUGCAAACUAUGCUGCCGCUGGCUACUAGACGUACCAAGAAGGUUGAUCGUCGUCGUCGAGGAUCCAAUUCUCUCGACGUUGCUAACACUGCUACGACCAACACUUCGCUCAAUAUAUUUGGUGUUCCGGCUACUAUAUUUGGCCAAGCUCCUAGAGCUGCUUACAAAUCUCAUACAUACAAAUCCAUCUAUGCAGACGCUCCUUCGCAAAAACAGCUUCCACUUCCCGAGCUUUCUCUUCCCGGCCUCUCUUUUCCAGAUCCAUCAAUCAACAAUAUGGGCCUCAAUGACAUUCGCGAAUCUUUCGACUUCGACAAAUACACGGCAGAUGCCAACUGCACCUUUGGCAACAAUCCAGCUGUUGAAAAUACAGUUCCACAACAAAAUACCGAUAGCUUCGAUGACUUCUUCACCUGGGCAGGCAUUCCAAACCAAAACGUAGCCCCCUCGAACAAUACCGAGAAAUUCGAUGCCGAUUUCUUCAGUAUCGCUCAUGGCGCUAACACACAUAGCUCUGAAAUGGAUGCUAUGUUGAAUUAUGGUAAUUCCUCUUCUCCUCAGAGUAAUAACAAUAACUUUACAAUCUUCAAGGUUACUUCUUUUGAAUAUGGUCCUGCGGGUGUUCAAGCCCUGAAGGAUGCUGAAGCAAUCAUUUCCGCUCGCUCAUCCUUAUCUGGAGCUGGCUCGACUGCUUCUGAUUCUUCGUCAACAGUUUCGUCGCCUCCUUCAAUUGGUGCGACUGCUUCUUCCAUCACCGAAUCUUUCGCAUCGGCCACCAAGACUCUUUCUGCUGCUUCUGCUCCAGAUAUGGCUGCUAUCCCACUUUCUAUACAAGAGCUGGAGGCUGCCAAUAAGGCAUUGACACAAGAUCUCGCAUUUCAAAAGGGCUUGCACCAGGCAGAUGUUAGACGUCGCAAGCUUGAGGAAAAUAUGGCCAUUCAACGCCGCGAAGAUGAAGCUCGGAUCAAGAAGAAGACAGAUGCUCAAUAUCAGAGAUUGAAGGACCAGAGAAAGGCCAAUGAAGUUCUGACUAAACAAUUGGAGGACCAGAAAAAGACCAACGAUGGUUUGAGAAAGCUUCUGGCACAGGAAAAGACCUCGCGCAGGGAAGAUAAGGAACGCCACAUUGCUGAGUUCAAAGCUCAGACUGAGCUUGUUGCUGAAGCCAAUGCAAUCAUUUCGCGACAAACUUCCGAGAUCAAUAUGCAGAAGAAAAAGGCUCGUCAGAAGACUCAAGUAGAAGCUGCAAAUACUACUAGAGAGGCUGAAGCCAUGCGAGCUCCCGUUCUGCAGAAACCCACUGUUGAUAGCAGAAAGCUUCUCGCUGCCAAGAAACCCAUUGCUUCCGUCCAGGCACCUGAAAGACGUGUCUCAGCCUAUGAUCAAGGCAGAAAAACAACUCGCCCCUCCAAUGUCGCUACCGCGAUUAAUCCAACUCGGGCUUCAAAUUCUAGAAAGCGAGCUGCUCCUGAAGCAACAGCUACUUCUUCUAAAAAGGAACAUGUCAUCAAGAAGGCACGAAUUACUGUUGCAGGCGAUGCAACAAGAAAGUUGGUUCCAGAUGGCAAAGGAGGAUUUCAUUGGAGUGAUAAGUUUGAUAAUUCACAUAAGCUUUUAGGUGAAGCAAAGAAGGAAGCAGAGGAGGAGCACAAUAAAGAAUGGUUGAGAAUUAUGAAUAAUCAUACGGAUAACAAAGUUCCUGGUAACUCAUUGGGCAUUCGAGGUCAUCUUCCUGAUUCCAGACGCUUCAAUGAUCACGGUCGUUUUUAA
Molecule: messenger RNA, 2127 nt
Organism: Botrytis porri
Lineage: Eukaryota; Fungi; Ascomycota; Leotiomycetes; Helotiales; Sclerotiniaceae
Exons: 4
Coding region: 1-2127 (708 amino acids)
Source: RefSeq, a predicted model, not a curated record